CAUCAACCGUUUGAAAUGACAAAUGAUAGAAGUGGCCACUAAGAAGAAGCACACACACCGAGUGGAGCGCAGUGCUAUUAAUCAGUUUUCGUUUCUAAUCGCAUAGCACAUUGUUACUCAUAUUCAAUACUCGAUCAGCAGGAACCGAACGAACUCCAUUUUGAUAUUAACAGACUAUAGAAGUGCCGUCCGCGGUCGGAAUCAAAGAUCUUCAUCAUCUUAUGGGCGGGGCCUGUUAUCUACCAGUCAUUCAACAUCAACCGUUUGAAAUGACAAAUGAUACAAGUGGCCACUAAGAAGAAGCACACACACCGAGUGGAGCGCAGUGCUAUUAAUCAGUUUUCGUUUCUAAUCGCAUAGCACAUUGUUGUUCAUAUUCAAUACUCGAUCAGCAGGAACCGAACGAACUCCAUUUUGAUAUUAACAGACUAUAGAAGGAAGAUGAGCUUCAAACAGGCGUCAAAGGAGGUCGAAUGUCCUUUCACAAAGCAAUCACUUCAGCUGGCCUAUGGACCAGAAGUCUCUCUGUUCUUGCAUUGUCAUCUUCGAGGUUAUGAUCGUGAAGGAAAGGGAAUUUCUGGAGAUCAUGAUUAUUAUGACAAAUAUGGUGCACCUGCGAAGAAGAACGACUCCUGGCAGGAGGGAUACCAUGUUGUUGAAACGAGAUUGGCAGAACACUACAAUACUGUGGUGGAAAACAAUUUAAACUUUCCAUUGGUCGCUGGAAUGGGUGGAGGAGUCCAUAUCUACAAGCCAAGACAUAAUGAGGAACCUUGGAACUGGACUGGUUGGAUUCCAAGACAGAAAAGAUGGUUGAGUCAAGGAACUUUCUUCAGCAACAGAUAUUUCCUUGGUCUGCGUGGAAAUGAGAUUCAGAACAAUCUCUGGGACUACGACCCUCAUGACGAAGAGGAAGGUGAAAGCGUUGAUGACUUGAUGUACACCCAGAUUGAACCUAAUGAUAGAUACAGAGGAGGAUAUUGGUUUCAUACACAGCCGUUUGGUCGCUAUUUGCAUUUGAUUACCCUCAAAUCGCAUGAACAUGACCCGGACACAAAGAAGUGUCUGAGAUAUAACUACAUCGUUCAUCCUCUGGCGUACAGACCUUCAGUUGAUACAAUACCAGACAACAGCGUGGAUGCAAUGCAAUGGGCCAUCAUAAAUAUGCCUGAAGAGAGGCAUUUUGGGGAAGGAAAGCCAUGGGGUGAUAAAUGUCACGGUUUGGAAAUCUUCAAUGAUUUCACGUAUUUCUAUUCCUACCAACCAUUGGAGAAAAGUGGGCCAAAUAACAGCGAGCUUUGCGAGGAUCCACAGAGGACGAUCAAUGGUGAUAACUACUACUACUUUUGGUAUGAUACAUACCCGAUGGAGUUUGCUGUGUUUCUCCUUGAUUCAGCCCUAGCCAGAGGAGUUUACUUCCAUACAAUGUCCGCCAAUGAUGCUUUUUAUGAGAGAUCAACUGGUGAAGAUGAUGAGCCAAAUGAUGUUUUGUUGGCCGAUCCUAAAGGUGGUCUGGCAAGACAUAACAUGAAACACAGAAAUGCCGCGAAAGACUCGCGAUUGGGUGUUUUGAAGACGGAGCAACCAGAACUCUCUAAGGAGGAGAAAAAACGCAAAUUCAGCCUGGCUGCUAUAGAUUUUCUGAAACAACGACCGUAUGGGCUUUACACAUCGUUUGGAUACGUCACGCUACUUGAUCCUCGUCGGGAAAUAAAGAAUGCUGUUUUCCAAGAGGAAAAAGGAAUCCCUCAUAUGGGUCUUGACGACGGAGAAACAUUGGCCCUACAAUAUUUAAUAGAUGGGAAGUACUUUUCCACAACAGGUCUAUUUAAGCUGUUCAAAUACGACUUUCCACUUCUGCCAUUCCGGAUAUCAAGACAACCGAACAAUGAAGAGCUUUGCUAUGAUCUCACCAAAGAAAUGGAAUUGGAGUUCACGUUUCUUAAAUCUUCGGAUAAUAUGAAUCACCUAAUUUGGAGGUACACAAUAAUGGUUAAAACCAACGACCACAAGCUAGAGACCUCUCAUGGUUACUUCAAGUUGGAUCCAGUACAAACGACCGUUCUUGACUUGACCAAAAGUUACCAUUUGGAAGAUGUGAAGUUCAUCUAUUUUACCGCGAUUUCUCCGUUUAACCCGCAACAUCGUGCAUGGUUCCACGCUAUCAGAGGACCUGCAUUUGGCAAGCCUUGGUUCCAUGCCAGGUGCCCGGAGCUGAAACAUAAUGUCGUUCGAACAAAUAGAAAAAACAACAUUGUGACGGCAAGUAAAGAAGAGAUCGAAGUGACAGCUGUUGACAAAGGAGAGCUUGAUUUUGCUUUAGGAAAAGCUUGCGACGAGAAAGACAUAUAUGUGUAUUUCAUGCAAGCCUAUCCCCAUCAACAAGAUUUCUCAGAACCAGUGAGUGAGAAGAUUAAAGAGUCGUCGGAUCUUAUUCCACCGAGAAUUCUGCAAAGUGUGCAUGGAUAUUUCUCGUGCAAAGAUGAUCACCCCACAAGGAUCAACCUGAGUGCAUCAUGGGACAAGAAUACGGUCAAGGAUGGAAAAGUUUACUUCUACCGUAUUGACGCCGACACUGGCGCACCGUCAAAAAUGCAAGGCUGCGAGCCCAAACAAUUUGGCUCUAUUCCAUAAACAGGAUGUGGACAAUUUAUCAAAAGAUUUCCGUUUUUACUUUUUUAGUUGCGAGUUAGCUUGAUUACGUGUGUAAGACCCGCUAAUUUAGUUGAUUAACGAUGAUUUUGCCAAAGAUAGUUGUAGUGAACAUUUGAUGUUAGUAUAAGUCUGUAUAACUUCACCGACGAAUUCCAUAACAGGUGACAAAUAUAUACUUUUAAAAGUGA
Molecule: messenger RNA, 2843 nt
Organism: Dendronephthya gigantea
Lineage: Eukaryota; Metazoa; Cnidaria; Anthozoa; Malacalcyonacea; Nephtheidae
Exons: 12
Coding region: 442-2634 (730 amino acids)
Source: RefSeq, a predicted model, not a curated record